Messenger RNA from Helianthus annuus (common sunflower), 1030 nucleotides. RefSeq names its product GTP-binding protein SAR1A. NCBI's taxonomy places the organism in Eukaryota, Viridiplantae, Streptophyta, Magnoliopsida, Asterales, Asteraceae. Gene Ontology annotation, molecular function: GTPase activity; GTP binding. The transcript has 3 exons. Gene Ontology annotation, cellular component: COPII vesicle coat; endoplasmic reticulum exit site. The record is from RefSeq and is a predicted model, not a curated record. Bases 283 to 864 code for a protein of 193 amino acids. Gene Ontology annotation, biological process: endoplasmic reticulum to Golgi vesicle-mediated transport; intracellular protein transport; vesicle organization.
UAAAGAAAUCGAACGGCUCACGUUUGACAGCACUACUCCCGUAAAUAGGCACAGAAAUCUCCAGUUUGUGCCAUAAAUGUUCCAGUUCUAUAAUCUUCUCUCACUAGGUUUUCUAAUCAGACAAAACGGCCGCGAUUCAUAAAAAACCUGUGAAUUGAAUCAUCGUUCGAUAGAUUUGCGAACCUCUAUGUUCGUUUAAUCGAUCGAUUUGGUUCAAUAUCUGCAAGUUUUGUGUAAAAUAAGUGGUUAAACAGUUGAAUAUUAGUGGAAUAGCAAGCAAUCAUGUUUUUGGUCGAUUGGUUCUAUGGAGUUCUUGCAUCGUUAGGUCUAUGGCAGAAGGAAGCUAAGAUCUUGUUUCUAGGGCUCGAUAAUGCUGGAAAAACCACUUUGCUUCAUAUGUUGAAAGAUGAGAGACUAGUUCAGCACCAGCCUACACAGUAUCCAACUUCUGAAGAACUGAGUAUUGGGAAAAUUAAGUUUAAGGCUUUCGAUUUGGGAGGACAUCAGAUCGCUCGCCGAGUCUGGAAAGAUUAUUACGCGAAGGUGGAUGCUGUAGUCUACCUGGUGGAUGCAUAUGACAAGGAAAGAUUUGCAGAGUCAAAAAAAGAACUGGACGCACUUUUGUCCGAUGAAUCAUUAGCUACAGUACCUUUCUUGAUUCUUGGCAACAAGAUUGACAUCCCUUAUGCUGCCUCAGAAGACGAGCUUCGACACUUUAUGGGCCUAACUGGUUUGACCACGGGCAAGGGUAAGGUGAAUCUUGAAAACACAUCUGUUCGGCCCCUCGAGGUGUUCAUGUGUAGCAUUGUAAGGAAAAUGGGUUAUGGUGAUGGGUUUAAGUGGGUCUCUCAGUAUAUCAAGUGAAGUAAAAAGAAGUGAUUUGGUUUGAUAUGUUUGAAAAGUGUUGUUUUCCAGUAGUGGACCAAGUGUUUGCAAAUACUUUGUUACAUACAUGUUUGUCAGUUUGUGUAAUGGUAACUUUGGUUAUGGAAGUGGUAAUUUUUACCAAUUAUGCAAUGCAUGAUAUACA